ACUGGCAAAUUUGAUCUGAGUAAGGGUAAGCGAGCCAGCUAUAUAAUGAGCCUCAUCCUUGACAAACUUAUGCCCCUUGUUCUUUUUGUUCUGCCACUUGAAUCUGACCAUCAUGGAGAACGAUUAUUCAAAACACGAAAAGGAUCAUGUUGAAAACACAUAUGCUGAGGAUGGAACUGAAUCCAUCACUCCACCCACUCUUCAGCGCCAGCUGAAGAACAGACAUAUUGCCAUGAUUUCCAUCGGUGGUGUUAUUGGAACUGGUCUUUUCUUGGGUACUGCUAAUGCUUUGAUGCACGGUGGUCCUGCUGGUCUUUUGCUCGGUUAUGCCGUCAUGGGCACCAUCUGUUUUGCUGUCAUGAACUGCUUGGGAGAAAUGGUUUCCUAUCUCCCUGUCCCUGGUGGUCACAUUAAGUUGGCUGAACGUUUUGUCGAUCCUGCUCUUGGUUUUGCUAUGGGUUGGAAUUACUGGUACAACUGGGUCAUUGUCCUUCCUGCUGAAUUGUCCGCUGCCGCUGUCCUUAUAAAUUACUGGAAUUCUACUAUCAAUAACGCUGCUUGGAUCACUAUCUGUCUUGUUAUUGUCGUUGCUAUCAACUUCAUGGGUGCACGAGCCUAUGGUGAAGCUGAGUUCUGGUUCGCCAGUAUCAAGGUCCUUACCAUCAUUGGUCUUAUCAUUUUGGGUGUCAUUAUUGCUGCCGGUGGUGGUCCCAACCAUAUUGCCACUGGUGUCAGUUAUUGGGGAAACCCUGGCCCUUGGGUUCAAUACAAAGGUAUCCCAGGAGCUCUUGGUCGCUUCCUUGGUUUCUUCGCUGUCCUUAUCCAAGCCGCUUUCUCUUACAUUGGUACUGAAAUCGUCGCUAUCGCUGCUGGUGAGGCCAGAAACCCCCGUAAGAACAUUCCCAAGGCCAUCCGAAAGGUCUAUAUUCGUAUCGUCCUGUUCUAUCUCCUCGGUACAUUCAUCAUUGGUUUGAUCUGCGCUUCCAAUGAUCCUAAGCUACUUACUGGUUCCGGUGGCGAUGCUGCCUCCUCUCCUUUCGUUAUCGGUAUUGAAAAUGCUGGUAUUCCUAUCCUUCCCCACAUCAUCAAUGCUUGCUUGCUUACCUCUGCUUGGUCUGCUGCUUCUUCCGAUAUGUAUACCUCUUCUCGUGCUCUCUUUGGUCUUGCUAUCUCUGGCUCAGCACCAAAGUUAUUCGCCAAAACUACUAAGCGUGGUCUUCCUUAUCCCGCUCUCAUCGUUUCUGUCCUUUUCUCUCUGCUUGCCUACAUGGCCGUCAGCAAGGGCGCUUGGGUUGUCUUUGGAUAUUUCUCUAAUAUGACAUCUGUUUGCGGUCUUAUUACCUGGACUUUUAUCUCCAUUACUUACAUUCGCUUCCAUGCUGGCAUGAAGGCUCAGGGUAUGGACCGAAAUUCACUUCCCUACAAGAGUCCUCUUGGUAUUUUUGGAGGUUGGUAUGUGUUGGUUUCCACCACCCUCAUCAUCUUCUUGUCUGGCUGGCAAGUCUUCCUUGCCGGUGAGUGGGAUGUCUCCUCUUUCGUCACUCAAUACCUCCCCAUUCCUUUCGCCGUUAUCUUGUUCGUCGGCUACAAGCUCGUUAAGAAAACCCAUUGGAACCGUGUCGACGAAAUGGACUUCAUGACCGGCAUUGCCGAAAUUGAAGCUGAUACUGACGAUGAAGUCCCAACUACCAUUAUGGGCAAAUUCUUCAACGCAUUGUAAAGUAGGCUUAAUCUUGUGCGGGAUAUAAUUUUUUUAAGUAAAGUAUAUUAUAAUUGUAGUAUGAUUCCCUAUGAAAA
Messenger RNA from Umbelopsis ramanniana AG, 1797 nucleotides. RefSeq lists its product as uncharacterized. The record is from RefSeq and is a predicted model, not a curated record. The coding region runs from base 113 to 1720 and encodes 535 amino acids. Lineage: Eukaryota; Fungi; Mucoromycota; Umbelopsidomycetes; Umbelopsidales; Umbelopsidaceae. The transcript is spliced from 3 exons. Gene Ontology annotation, molecular function: amino acid transmembrane transporter activity. Gene Ontology annotation, biological process: amino acid transmembrane transport. Gene Ontology annotation, cellular component: membrane.